Molecule: messenger RNA, 1226 nt
Organism: Dentiscutata heterogama
Lineage: Eukaryota; Fungi; Glomeromycota; Glomeromycetes; Diversisporales; Gigasporaceae
Source: the annotation of a GenBank genome assembly
GGUGGGGUACCGUGAAUUUUCGGCACUUUCAUCACGAAGAAUUACGGAAAAACCGUCUACGGUGUCUAAACGUAAAAAUCGAAUAUCUCCACAAAUAUCGGUCCAAACAUGUAGAUUUCAAGAAGUUCAUUUUAAAUUUGAACCAAACAAUAAUUCUAAAGAUCCAGACAAAUAUCAUGCACAAGGAUAUGCUGAAUUAAGAAAACAAGCACGUCUUGGAAAUUGGGAUUCUAAAACACAAACAGGAACUGGUAUUAAAUUAUAUUUUCGAGCAAAUCUACAUAUUCAUCGUGCAGAUGGAACAAAAGAAGAAUGUCUGGCCUAUCUUGGUAAAGAUUAUGAAAGAUGUAAAAAUCCUAAACAUCAACCAUGCAAGUGUGAUUACAAUAACUUCAACCACCGAUGUGAAAGAUGUGAUGAAACAUGUAUUCAUUUAUCAGCACGUAUAAGUGAUGAUCCAAAUAUUUCAACUAUGAAGGAUUGUAUUGAAGGAACAAUGACAAAAGAUGAAAUUAUUAUGUUACAUGCAAGUAAUAAUCCACACUGGGUUUCUUCAAAUCCUAAUCAUAUUGAUAGAGUUGUCAAAGCUCGUGAUAAUAUUGAAAACCAAAAAAUUUCAUUUAAACGAUGCUGGAAACCUUGUAAUAUUUUUAUUUUUGGUAAACCAAGAACUGGUAAAUCAUAUUUAUUAGAUAUUUUAUUUCCCAAAGCAUACAAAAAGACUGUUGAAGAUAAGUGGUGGCCUGGAUUUAAUGAGCAUGAUGAAGUUAUUAUUAAUGAAUUUGAUGGUUCAUUUAUGAAAUGGCUUGAUCUUUUGGAUUUUUUAGACCGUGGGGAAUAUGAUGUACAAUUUAAAGGAGGACAUGCAAACUAUGCACCAAAAAUUCAAGCUUUUACAUCAAACAUACCUUUACGUGAACUUUAUACAUAUGCAGAAGACCAAGAACGAAUACGAGACUCAAAAGGUGAAUGGAAGCCAAAUAGAAAAUAUUAUUCUUCGAUAAUUGGACGGUUUGAUUAUGUUAUUGAAUAUCAAAAAAUUUGUGAUGAUUCAGAAAAAAUCUGUAUAGAUCAAUGUGCUUGCUGUAAAAUUAUGAGAAUUUUUCAUAAAAGUUCUCGUGAAAAGUUUAACAACAAUCAGUUUGAUAUUGAGUUUAAUAACUAUGAAGGGAAAAAAACUAAUAUUAUUGUAUAUCCAGAUAUUAUUGAAAAACUCAACUUGUCAA